CGUCUUCGAUCCUAAGCAAGUUAAUAGUAAGCUAUAUUUGUAUUGUUCGUCUUUCCUAUAAAUACAGCAUGCAUUUCCCUAUGCUCAUAUCAAGUACUCCAGCUAAGCUAGCGCGAUCGAUCCCUCAUUUUGCCUAUCUUGAUCUUACCGCGCGAGGAUCAAUAUGAGCUCCUCCUCGGACAAGGUCGUCGUUGAUGGCGGCGGGGAGAAGAAGUCGUGGCCGGAGGUGGUCGGGCUGUGCACCGACGAGGCGAAGAAGAUCAUCCUCAAGGACAAACCUGACGCCGACAUCAUUGUCCUGCCCAUGGGCUCGCCGGUGCCCAAGGACUUCAGGCCCGAGCGCGUCUUCGUCUUCGUCGACAUCGUCGCCCAGACCCCAAGCGUCGGCUAGCUACUGUCUUCUUUCUCUUUCCCGCCAAACAAUACUAGCUCGUACUCCCUCCGUCUCAUAUUAUAAGUGUCACAACUUUAUCUACAUACGCAUGAUAAUGAAAGAAUAGUAAUCGAAUAAUUAUGUGUUAAUCUG
Molecule: messenger RNA, 526 nt
Organism: Brachypodium distachyon (stiff brome)
Lineage: Eukaryota; Viridiplantae; Streptophyta; Magnoliopsida; Poales; Poaceae
Product: subtilisin-chymotrypsin inhibitor CI-1B
Exons: 2
Coding region: 164-391 (75 amino acids)
Biological process (GO): response to wounding
Molecular function (GO): serine-type endopeptidase inhibitor activity
Source: RefSeq, a predicted model, not a curated record